Molecule: messenger RNA, 1554 nt
Organism: Colletotrichum abscissum
Lineage: Eukaryota; Fungi; Ascomycota; Sordariomycetes; Glomerellales; Glomerellaceae
Product: AMP-binding enzyme
Exons: 4
Coding region: 1-1554 (517 amino acids)
Biological process (GO): fatty acid metabolic process
Molecular function (GO): medium-chain fatty acid-CoA ligase activity
Source: RefSeq, a predicted model, not a curated record
AUGGCGUUGACUCUCCAAACCGCCAUCAACGGCCCGGCCAACUCCACGGCCGUCAUUGUGCCGUCCAAGCCCAAUGCUCUCACAGCCACGUACGGCGACCUGGUGAGGGAGACCUCGGCCUUCCAGCAGAAGCUGGCCGCCAUUGGCAUCACAAAGGCCUCGCCCGUUUCCAUCGCGACCGUCAACUCAUAUGAGUUCAUCGUCUCCUUCCUGGCCGCCUCAUGGCAGCGUGGCAUCGCUGCGCCCCUGAACCCGGCCUACAAGCAGGACGAGUUUGAGUUCUACAUUGAGGACGUCAAGUCCGCCAUCGUGUUGGUUCCCAAGGGUGCCUAUGCCGCCGGUGCACCUGCCGUCAAGGCCGCCAAGAAGUUCAACGCCGCCAUCGCUGAGACGUACUGGGAUGAGGCCAGGAAGGAGGUCGCGCUUGACGUAAAGGAUCUGGGACAGCUCAAGGGCAAGGGGCCUGAGAAGGUGUUGAAGGCUGAGGCCGACGACGUUGCCUUGGUUCUGCACACCAGCGGCACCACCUCCAGACCCAAAGUUGUCCCUCUUACACACCGCAACCUGACCAGAACGAUGAAGAACAUACAGAACACAUAUCAGCUUACAAGCGAGGACCGCACUAUGCUGGUCAUGCCCCUGUUCCACGUCCAUGGCCUUCUCUGCGGCCUUCUCGCACCCCUAGCCUGCGGCGGCUCCAUGGUCGUCCCGAACAAGUUCUCGGCCACCGAGUUCUGGGGAGACUUCAUCACCCACAAGGCCAACUGGUACACCGCCGUGCCCACAAUCCACCAGAUCCUCCUCAAGAACCCGACGCCCAGCCCGCUGCCCGCCAUUCGCUUCAUCCGCUCCUGCUCCUCCCCUCUGUCGCCCACCGUCUUCCACCAGCUUGAGGAGACGUACAAGGCGCCCGUCCUCGAGGCCUACGCCAUGACCGAGGCUGCCCACCAGAUGACCUCCAACCCCCUCCCGCCCGCGAAGCGCAAGCCCGGCACCGUCGGCCUCGGCCAGGGCGUCGACGUGCGCAUCCUCAACGACGCUGGUGACGAGCUCGCUCAGGGCCAGGAGGGCGAGAUUUGCAUUCGUGGUGAGAACGUCACAAAGGGGUACCUCAACAACGACGCCGCCAACGCCUCGUCGUACACCAAGGGCGGCUUCUUCCGCACGGGCGACCAAGGCAAGAAGGACGAGGACGGCUACAUUGUCAUCACGGGCCGCAUCAAGGAGCUCAUCAACAAGGGCGGCGAGAAGAUUAGCCCCAUUGAGCUUGACAACGUCUUGACCCGCCACCCUGCCGUCUCCGAGGCCGUCAGCUUCGCCAUCCCCGACGACAUGUACGGUCAGGAUAUCGGUGUUGCCGUUGUUCUCAAGCCGGGACAGCAGCUCAAGGGCGAGGAUUUGAAGGGCUGGGUGCAGGAGAAGCUGGCCAAGUUCAAGGUUCCCAAGAAGAUUUAUUUCACCGAGACGAUGCCCAAGACAGCCACGGGCAAGAUCCAGCGCCGCAUCGUCGCCGAGAAGAUGCAGCAACAAGAGGCCCCCAAGGCCAAGUUGUAG